AUGCAGCUGGCCCUGCUGUCCCGGCUGCUGUCCGUCGGGCGGGCGGUGCUGGCGGCGCUGCGAGGGCGCCUGGGCGCGCUGUGCUGGAGCCUGGCUCCCCUGUCGCUGUCCCUGUCCCUGUCCCUGCCCGGCUGGCGGGACUCGGCCCCGCGGCCGCAGCGGGAGCAGGAAUGGGACGACGCGCCCCCGACGCCCACCAGCGUCAAUUACCACUUCACCCGGCGGUGCAACUACAAGUGCGGCUUCUGCUUCCACACGGCCAAGACCUCCUUCGUGCUGCCCCUGGAGGAGGCCAAGCGGGGGCUGGCGAUGCUCAAGGAAGGAGGAAUGGAGAAAAUCAAUUUCUCGGGAGGAGAACCGUUUCUUCAUGACAGAGGCGAAUUUGUAGGCAAACUGGUCCAGUUUUGCAAGCAGGAGUUGGAGCUGCCAAGUGUCAGCAUUGUUAGCAAUGGCAGCCUGAUCAGAAAGCAGUGGUUCCAGAAGUACGGUGAAUAUUUAGAUAUUCUGGCAAUUUCAUGUGAUAGUUUUGAUGAGGAUGUCAACGUUUUAAUUGGCCGUCAUCAAGGAAAGAAGAACCAUGUGGAAAAUCUGCAUAAGCUGAGGCAAUGGUGCCGAGAGUAUGCAGUUGCUUUUAAAAUAAAUUCAGUCAUAAACAGAUUUAAUGUUGAAGAAGACAUGAACGAGCAGAUCAAGGCACUCAACCCUGUGCGCUGGAAGGUAUUUCAGUGCCUGCUUAUUGAAGGGGAGAACAGUGGUGAGGAUGCUCUUAGAGAAGCGGAAAAGUUUGUUAUCAGUGAUGAAGACUUUGAUCGAUUCCUGGAUCGCCACAAAGAUGUCUCCUGCUUGGUACCUGAAUCUAAUCAGAAGAUGAGAGAUUCAUACCUCAUUCUGGAUGAAUAUAUGCGUUUUCUAAACUGUAGAAAUGGACGGAAGGAACCUUCCAAGUCUAUCCUGGAUGUUGGUGUAGAAGCAGCUAUAAAAUUUAGUGGAUUUGAUGAGAAGAUGUUCCUAAAAAGAGGAGGAAAGUAUGUGUGGAGUAAAGCAGAUAUGAAACUGGACUGGUGACUCAAUAUAUAGAGUUAGGGCAGUGCACUCUGUAAAAAUGGGUGUAUCUUUAUAGGUGAGUGUAUACUUGUAUCUGAUGCUUUUAACUACACUUGGUAUUUUACACAGACUGAUCUUCCUCUCAUCUGCAUACAUACAUGAUAUUUGCAGAAAUGCUGGGGGAUGUAAUUUUCUGUGAAAGCAUAUUUUUAGUCAUGAAGAAAAUAUUGUAUUCGUCCAUCCUAAAGCCUAGUGGUACAUUUUACCUAAUGAUAAACAUCAUAUUUCACAUUGGCAAUGUCUUUAUUACAACAAAUAUUUACAGUGAAACCUUGUUUUCAUUUUAUUAGUUUUAUUCAUUUUAUUUUCCUUUCAUCUGCAAAUAUUGAUUUAUUAUUUUAAACUAUUUUCAAACUGUAGGCAUACAGUUCUGAUGAAGAUUCCUUCUCAAACUAUUUAAUAUCAUGUAGAACAACCUAACAUAUAUCUUCUGUUGCAUACUAGCUUUUUAUUUUGCUAAGUCAUGAAACUACAAACAACAAAGUUCAUAUAUCAAGCAACCUUGUUUUAAAGGUUGCUUGUCUCAGUAACUAAUUAGCUUGCUGGUUAUAAACCUGCAGACUUUACAUGAAACUAAUUUGUUUUUGUGAGAGCUGCCUUUGAUUUUAAGAGCAGGUAGCAUCAAUAUAAAAUACAAAAAAAUAAAAAAAAUCCCUAACACCUGAAAAAUCUCUAAUAUACUGCCCUCAUUUUUGCUUUCUGGGCAAUUUUUAUGGCUUUAUAAUUGCAGGUUUUCAAAUUUAACUAGUUCCAUCCUACCUCUGUCUGAAGGGCACAGGGAUAGGCACUGCACAGAGCA
Messenger RNA from Lonchura striata (white-rumped munia), 1903 nucleotides. RefSeq names its product radical S-adenosyl methionine domain containing 2 (gene RSAD2). Gene Ontology annotation, cellular component: lipid droplet; mitochondrion; endoplasmic reticulum. NCBI's taxonomy places the organism in Eukaryota, Metazoa, Chordata, Aves, Passeriformes, Estrildidae. Gene Ontology annotation, biological process: defense response to virus; positive regulation of immune response. The record is from RefSeq and is a predicted model, not a curated record. Gene Ontology annotation, molecular function: catalytic activity; 4 iron, 4 sulfur cluster binding.